This is a messenger RNA of Cuscuta epithymum, 1942 nucleotides long. NCBI's taxonomy places the organism in Eukaryota, Viridiplantae, Streptophyta, Magnoliopsida, Solanales, Convolvulaceae. The record is from the annotation of a GenBank genome assembly.
GAGGUCCUAUUAAUGCACAUCCUGCUAGCUGUCUCCUUCACCGAGGCCUGCGCUAAACCUUCGGUCUGCGUCUCUGGCCAGCUACUGCUAUUCUUCAUCAAACUCUUCACCUUCUCCAGUACAGACAAAGCGGUCUUCAUGUUUCUUUUGACAUGUUUUUGGGUCUAAAGCGGAAAUCAAUUUGGUCAUAGUGACUGGGAGAUUGAAGUGAAGGUCUUAGAGAUGGGAUGCUUUUUAUCAACACAAAGGGACAGUGGUGAAGAUGGGAGAGGUCCAACAAGAAUGGGUGAAGUUUCCGUUUUUGUCCCUGGACUAAGGAUUCCUAAGCCAGUGGAUAUCUUUUCUGCACUUGACAACGAUGUUUCUAAGAGUUUACUAGAGCGCCUUUCUGCACUCAGAACCCGAAUUGUUGUGAUGGCAGAGCAAGAAGGUAUCUUGGUUACCCGAACAAGAAGGAAAUCUGCCGCUCAACAUGGAGGAUCAAUGCUGGGUGAUCUUCUGCAGGCUCUCGAGGAUUACUUGCCAGUUCUUUUGGGAUUGGUUAAAGAUGGUAGCCCUCUACAAUAUAAAGUACAAUUUUCUUGGGUCAAUCAAGAGGAUGAUGCAGAGGAAACUGCAAUAUUCAGUGGUUGGUAUGAAGUGUUGUCUGUUUUGCACUUGAUGGCAAUGCUAUCAUUAUCUCAAGCUAAUUUGUUACUACUCCCUAGAGCAUCUCUUGACGGCUAUCAGCUAAAAGUAUCGGAAGAAAGCAGACGAACAUCUGUUGAUAUAUUUCUUAAGGCAGCGGGAUACCUCGAUUGUGCUGUGAAACAUGUUCUUCCUCAGUUUCCCACUGAACUUAGGAGAAACUUACCAGUUGACCUUGCUGAAGGAGUGCUACUAGCACUGUGCCUCCAAGCAUUAGGGCAGGCUGUUGAUAUACAACUUGGGCUUGCGAUUGACAGUGCUAAGGCAACUCUAGCCGUCAAAAGAAGGCUUGCAUGUGAGAUGGUAAAAUAUUGGCAGCAGGCCCAAGGUAACAUCAUGAAUCUUCCACUAUCCAAUGGAUGGGGGGAAAAGCAUCGGCUUUUUUUGAAGUGGAAAUUCAUUGAAGCUAAGGCGGCAGCAUACUAUUAUCAUGGCCUAAUUCUUGAUGAAGGGAAUACGGAAAGAUCUCAUGGAAUGGCUAUUGCUGCUUUGGAUGCAGCAGAUGAGUAUCUCAAAGAAAGUAAAAAGGCUUGUGAAGAUUUCAACGCAGUUGUUCCUCUCUCUAGAAGCCCGUCUCUAUGGGGAACCAUGAAGUACCUCUCCGAGAAGAUUCCCAAAGACACUUCUAGUAAAGGGCGAAUCAACAGGGAUCUGCGCUCUUAUGAAAAAGUUAUGGAGAGAGCACCACCAUUGCCCGACUUUGCAUUAGCCCUUAAACCAGAUGACUAUCAUCUCCCUUCAGUGGAUGUAUCAUGGAAUCAAGAAACAACAAACUAUUGAUGGAUCCAUGAAAAAUCAAAGGGUAACUUUUUUUUUGUUUUUGCAAAAACCUUGUAAAUGCAAGUGAACAAAGGUAAUGAGCUGACCCCUUUGAUGUUGAUGUUAAUGAUAAUUUGUUCUUUGAUCCAUUUUUCGUGCGAAGAUUUGGUUGGUUUGAUUCUUUGUACAAGCAGAGUUCGCUUGUUAAACUUGGAUUGAAGGAAAAGGUGCAGAGUGAUGUAUAUCUUUGGCGGUAGACAAAAGAUUGCCUUGGUUUCUUUGUCCAGAUUGAAAAGAAAGUACUGUUGCAAUUGUUUGAUAGGAUUUUUUGUUCAAAACAUUAUGAUAAAGUUCUUGAUUGUGUGAACCGUACAACGGUACAACCAAAGAUUAUACGAAUAUUAUUCAUAAACUUGAGCACAUGUGUAAUCCAUAUAAUAAUAAAUAAUUAUAUCUAUCCCGCUAAGAUUUGGACAAGAUAUGACACGGUCACACG